UGAUUUAACAUUUCGAGUAAAAUAAAAUCAAAUCCAAACGCGAGUGUCUGAUCUCCUAAUCACGGGACGAGAUUCUUAAAUAGUAUCAUAUGUUUGUCAUACAUCUACAGAUCCGAAUCAUUAUUUUCUUAAAAACAUCUUAACGACUUGCUUCACGUUUUUCAUUCCAUCACUCAACUUUAUCCCCUAAUAAUCCAAUAACAAAAAACCCCCAGAAAUUAAAUAAGAAAAUGUCCAACAGAAGAAACAACAACAACGAUGAGGAAAAAGGAUUGAUAUGGAAAUUACCGGUGUCAUAUUCAGAUAAAUUAGGUAAACUAGGCCCUGCUUUUGGUAUUGGCGCUGGUUGCGGCGUCGGUUUCGGUAUCGGUUUCAUCGGAGGUGCGGGGUUAGGUCCUGGAAUUCCUGGCAUGCAGCUUGGUUUUGGAUUUGGUGCUGGAUGUGGAGUUGGUCUUGGAUUUGGUUAUGGUGCAGGGAGAGGCAUUGCUUAUGAUGAGAAUCGUAAAUACUCUAAUGUCGGGAAGUUAUUUAAUGGACAGGGCAAUCUUCCUACUCAGGACGAGAUUGGUUUUCUGAUUGAGGAGGUUGUUGUGAACACCAAGAAGUUAAUCAAAGCAACUCACAGAGAGGUUGAAAAAUGGAGACGGUAACGGUAUUGAUGGAUAUUAUUCACCUCUUGGCUGUUAGAUAUGUAAAUAAUAUGGUCAUGUUAUAUAUAUACACACUAUCCAUAUGUUUUCCUCGUAAGGUGAUUAUUUGAAAGGUUAAAUUCUCAUUA
Erigeron canadensis is the source of this 778-nucleotide messenger RNA. Its product is annotated as protein TRIGALACTOSYLDIACYLGLYCEROL 5, chloroplastic. The coding region runs from base 231 to 650 and encodes 139 amino acids. The record is from RefSeq and is a predicted model, not a curated record. NCBI's taxonomy places the organism in Eukaryota, Viridiplantae, Streptophyta, Magnoliopsida, Asterales, Asteraceae. The transcript is spliced from 3 exons.